GGCUCUGCUUCAAACAUGGCGGAUAAGAAGAGAUCCAUUCACUUUGGUGGCAGAACAGUUCCUGAUUUUGGAAAGAAGUAUCAUGUCAAAGGUGAGCUGAAUUUGCCUUAUUCUGGUGAUUCGGAUCCAGAACCGUUUGAAGUUUGGUACGACCUCGAGGGGAACAGAAGUCGCAUUGACUAUUAUGAUAGUACAGUGCGCACUUUUCUGAUUGGAAACGACUUGGAUUAUGGCGUCAUUUACCAAGUCACACCAGUGCCAGUUAAAGAAAUUAAAUAUUUCCUGCUUAAAGGAACAAAGGAGGAUCCAAUACGGCCACAGGCGGCACUGCCUGAUCUGCAGGGCUUUGAAUUUGAGAAGAUGGAGGAUUACGCAGGCGUUCAGUGUGAGGUCUGGAAGAAGGUCACACAGGCUGGUCAUAAGAAGAACACAUAUCGUCUGUGGGUCAAACGUCCAGAGGGAAGUGAUUCCCCAGCCGUCCCGUACCACUUUGAGAUGGAGGGCUUCAACACUCUUUUGGGGUUAUACAAUGACAAAUACAUGAUUGACUACAGUGACUUCAGCUCACAAACUGAAUCGGACAUUUUCACACCCCCUGGAGGAAUGACCUAUGAGGAGUUUCCGGAUCCUCCUGAGGAGCAUCAAAUACUGGCCAAUCCCCUUCAAGACUAUGUCAGCACCUCCCCUGUUAGCCACGCCCACCGAUUGUUCUGCCCCUUUAAGGAGAAGUUUGAGCGUCAGUAUGAAAGUGAGAAAGAGCACGAGGAGCGCGAGAACAACUUCAUACAUACUCUUCGGCAUGUGCACUCUAUAAACAGAGCCGGUCUUACAUACAGCUGCAGAAUCAAUGACUUCUCCGAUUGGUCAAAGGCAGAGAAGGCCAGGAUGACAGGAGGUUUAAUAAUUCCAGAUCAGAUAAUGGAAGAUAACUAAAGGGGAAAAAAUGGGAAUUCACUGU
Megalobrama amblycephala (Wuchang bream) is the source of this 958-nucleotide messenger RNA. Its product is annotated as counting factor associated protein D-like. NCBI's taxonomy places the organism in Eukaryota, Metazoa, Chordata, Actinopteri, Cypriniformes, Xenocyprididae. The record is from RefSeq and is a predicted model, not a curated record. The transcript is spliced from 7 exons. Bases 16 to 933 code for a protein of 305 amino acids.